This is a messenger RNA of Stylonychia lemnae, 930 nucleotides long. Lineage: Eukaryota; Ciliophora; Spirotrichea; Sporadotrichida; Oxytrichidae. The record is from the annotation of a GenBank genome assembly.
AUGGGAAACAUUUUGUGCUGUGAUUCAAGAGACUAGAUUCUAAUAAAUCCCGCUUAAGAAGAGAGACAUGGGCAAAAUAUGAGAGUCAGAUUAAAGGUUGACAUCCACUCAGACAGUUAAAAUUUAAACUAAGAUGGGGAGGUAGUAGCUGAAUUCAAGAAGGAAAAUGAGAGUAGAGAAAGCUUUAAAAACGAAAGAAACUCUUAAAAGUUAGAUAUUGACCUUGCAAAGUCUUUGAUAGAUGAUGAAUUAAAGCAUUUCCUAAUUGAUCUAGAUGAUGAUCAUGAAUUCACAGAGCUUUCAGAGCUUAGGAACGAAUUUGAAUCUGACGUCGUCUUUACGAAGAAGGGCUUGGUUGAGUACAUCAAUACUAUGCUUUAAAAAGAGUAAGCUGAAGAUCAAAAGAAGGCUUGGGAGAAGAAGCUUGAUAAGGAAAAUGUGCUAGUUUAUCUUAAGAAGGGUGGAAGUCAUUUAGAUAAAAACUUACCGUAUAUAUUUACUCCAGAACAUAGAAUGAAAUGGGAUAAGGAGGUUCUAAAGUUUGAUUUGACUAACCCCAACGAGAGUGUUCCCCAGAUAGUUUUGAACUAUCAACUUAAUAAAUCACCUAUUGGAGCUAAUAAAGAUUUCUAUGAUAAGCAGAUAAAGUUCCUCCACAAUAAUGAGAUUUAUAUCUAUUAUUCCGCAAUACCAAAGGAUACUGAGUUAAAGCCAAGUCCUGCUAAAGUAGACAGAGCAAGAACAAUUGUUGGUUUAGGAAAACUCUACAGAAGGGCUGAGGACGAUAAAAUUGUAUAUAGCAUGCUGAUGCAAACAGACUUGAAGAUUAAGAUCACACCAGCUCUCAUUUCAAUGUUUUUACCAAAAGGAUUUCUGGAAUGGUCUAAAAAGGUUAACAAAUACAUCAAUGACAAUUAUGACACAAUUUGA